Molecule: messenger RNA, 1257 nt
Organism: Lampris incognitus (smalleye Pacific opah)
Lineage: Eukaryota; Metazoa; Chordata; Actinopteri; Lampriformes; Lampridae
Gene: miox
Product: myo-inositol oxygenase
Exons: 10
Coding region: 129-1226 (365 amino acids)
Biological process (GO): inositol catabolic process
Cellular component (GO): cytoplasm
Molecular function (GO): inositol oxygenase activity; iron ion binding
Source: RefSeq, a predicted model, not a curated record
UGUGUGUGUGUGUGUGUGUGUGUGUGUGUGUUUGAGCGCCUGUGGUCAACCUGAUCUACAUGUAGGCCAGACAGCUGAUAAUUAGGCCUCGCAGACCCGCAAACUUGCAGACGGAGGGUGCGAAGGUCAUGUACACUGGCGCUGUGACACGCCGGCGCUCGGCCCGGCCCGGCGGUAUAUAUCGGACGGCAGAGAGAGAGGAGCGCGGAUUCGGAGGAGCUGCGAGGCGGCGCCGCGCGACAGCCGACCGACCACCUGCCGACGAUGAGGGUCAUCAACCUUGUAUGUACACAUCCUGUCCCUUAUCUCCCGGUUAUCCUCUCUUUUCCAGGCCUGUGCUCGCUCUGCGGCGGAUUUGUGAUGUGGAAACUUUCCGUACUCAGGGUCCGGACCCUUCCCUGGCGUACCGGCCGAACCUGGAGCGGGGAGAGUCCAAGGGGAAGGAGGACUACCGGAACUUUGAGAGCGGGAGUCUGAUCGACCGUGUGUUCAAUACCUACAAACUGAUGCACACUUCACAGACACUGGACUUUGUGAAGCAAAAGCAUUCCGAGUGGUCAGGCUGCAGCCACGCCCGGAUCGGGGUAAUGGAGGCCAUCAUGUCUCUGGACCAGCUGGUGGAUGAGUCUGACCCGGAUGUGGAUUUUCCCAACUCCUUCCACGCUUUCCAGACUGCCGAGGGUAUCCGCAGAGAGCACCCCCACAAAGACUGGUUCCAGCUGGUGGGUCUGAUCCACGAUAUUGGGAAGAUCAUGGCUCUUUGGGGAGAACCCCAGUGGGCUGUGGUGGGGGACACCUUCCCUGUGGGCUGCAAGUUCCAAGACUCCAUUGUGUUUAGAGACAGCACAUUCAAGGAUAACCCGGAUGACAAAAAUCCUGCCUACAAUACUGAAUUUGGGAUCUAUGCACCCACCUGUGGACUCGACAAUGUCCUCAUGUCCUGGGGCCAUGAUGAGUAUCUCUACCAAGUCAUGAAGUUCAACAAGUGCUCCAUUCCAGAGGAGGGUCUGAACAUGAUCCGCUUCCAUUCCUUCUACCCAUGGCACUCCCAGGGGGACUACAUGCACCUGUGCAACGAGAAGGACCUCGAGAUGCUGCCCUGGGUCCAGGAGUUUAACAAGUUUGACCUGUACACCAAGACCACGGACCUGCCCGAUGUGGAAACCCUGAAGCCGUACUACCAGGCUCUCAUUGACAAGUACUGCCCUGGAAUACUCAAGUGGUGACACGUAGACGCCCAAGUACGAAGCAGAACAG